GUCAAAUCCGCGUAUCAAAACAAUUCCGCCUUCCAUUCCACCGUGUGUAUCGAACUGCUUUGUUUUUGACUAAAAUAAUUGCUCUUGCACAAGUCAAUGAAGAAUUACGGAUAAAACUGGAAGAGAAAAUGAACCACGAGAAGAAUCCAUCCUCUCUUCUGAGAUCAGUUAAAACAACAGCUUGUUGAAAGCAAAGCUCGCUUCCGGCUUAACCAAGAUGGCUGACCCUGUUAUCUCUCUUGUUGUUGAGAGAACUGGCGAUCUGCUGGUUCAAAAAUUUGUUUUCCUGAAAGAUGCUGGACAACAAGUUGAGAAACUCAAAAAUGAUCUGGUCCGGAUGCGGUGUUUCCUGAAAGAUGCUGAUCAGAGGCAAGAUGAAGAUGAGAGGAUCCGCAACUGGGUUUCUGAAAUCAGAGCUGCGGCCUACGAUGCGGAGGAUGUCAUUGAGAUCUUCGCCAGCAAAGUUGAGUUCUUCACAAAGGACAAGGGACUCGUCACCAAAUUGACGUAUUAUCCCUUGAAAAUUGUGAACCUCUACAAGAUUGGUAAAGAGAUCGAAUCCUUACGGAUGAGGCUCAAGGAGAUUGCUGAUAGCCGCGUAGAGUACGGUAUCAAAAAUCUUGGAGAGGGGAUGACUACACAUGGAGAAGAGCUUCAACGGCUCCGGCGGUCCUCUCCUUUCAACGAGGACAGGGAUAUAGUGGGCUUCGAGGAGAAAACAAAAUCCCUGGUGGCAGAACUUUUGAAAGAGGACAAAAGCCGCCGUGUGGUUUCAAUCGUCGGCAUGGGAGGUGCUGGUAAGACAACUCUAGCCAAAAAGGUUUAUAACCAUGCUGAUGUCAGGGAGAGAUUCAGCUGUCGUGCUUGGGUAUGUGUCUCUUCAAGCUAUGAUCACAAAAAGAUACUGAGAUCAAUCAUAAAGCAAUUAAAUCCAAAGGAUGACAAGCUAUAUGAAAUGUUGGAAAAGAUGGAAGAGGAAGAGUUGGAAGAAAGGCUCUAUCAAGAUCUCCAAGACAAAUGUUAUCUUGUGGUACUUGAUGAUGUAUGGAAGGAAGUAGCGUGGGAUUGUCUAUCCAGGAGGGCCUUUCCUGAUGUUGGCACAUCAAGUAGAUUGCUGCUUACAAGUCGCAAUCGGGAAGUUGCCGUACACGCAGAUGCUCUUAGCAUCCCCUGUGAGUUGAAAAGUUUGGGACAGGAAGACAGUUGGCAGUUGUUUCUCAAAGAGGCCUUAGGUCAUGGAGCUAAUGCUGGGUGUCCUCCGGAUUUGGAAGGAGUAGGCAGAGAGAUUGCAAGGCGAUGUGCCGGCCUGCCGCUGGCCAUAACGGUUAUAGGUGGCCUGCUACUGCGCAAGAAAAAGUCGAAGACUGAAUGGAAGAACGUUCUCAACAACUUUAGCGCACACCUAUCGAGGAGCCUGAGUGAAGCAGGGGCAAUUCUGGAAUUAAGUUAUGCAGACCUUCCUGCCAAUCUGAAAUUUUGCUUUUUAUAUUUGGGUUUGUUUCCUGAGGACUCCGUGAUUUCUGUGCGCAAGUUGAUCCAUAUGUGGGUUGCAGAGGGAAUAAUGCAGAAAAGAGAUGCAAAAAAUUUGGAGGAAAGUGCAGCAUAUGAUGAAGUGGAACGACUUUGUAGCAGAAAUAUGGUCCAAGUGGCGGAAAUGACUGUUGAUGAUAGGAUUAAAAGCUGUAGAGUCCAUGAUUUGCUGCGAGAGCUUGCAAUCAGGAAGGCAGAGGAUGAAAAUUUUUUUCAGAUCCAUGACACCAGAGAUGAUGAAAUAUCAGCCAAAUCCAGGUAUCUUGCUGUUCAUAGUCUCCCUCUGGAUAAAAAUUAUUUUGGGUCUUCGACCCCUCCUCUCCGGUCUCUGCUUUUUUUCAAUAUCCACGGUUACAUGGAAAACAUUAGUCUUAGCUUCAAAAGUUUCAGAAAGCUUAGGAUACUAGACCUUGAGAAUGUUGAGAUGGGUUAUAAUUUGCUAGAAGAAAUUGGUGAAGUCAAGCUUCUAAGGUACCUCGGUUUAAGAGGCACAUCCAUUCCAAGGCUCCCUCGUUCCGUCGGUUGCUUGCGAUACCUACAAACUCUUGACAUGCGGAACUUUAAAUCGAAAGUGAAAGUUUCAAAUUUCAUUUGGAAGCUUGAAAGUUUACGGCAUCUAUAUGCGUAUGAUAUGGAAUGUGAUGUGCCUCUUAAGAUUGAAGGAUUGAGGAAUCUCCAGACUCUGUCAGGCAUACGCUUUGAGGACGUUAUACACAAUAACAUGAUAACUUUGACAAGUCUUCAGAAACUGGGGAUUGUAGUGGAUUACAGAAAGCGAGUGGCCAUCUCUAGCUGGACUUUCUAAGCUCCAUCAUGUAACAGAGCUUAAGCUAUUCACUUCGCCGUUUGCUCGGACAAUGCUGCCUCCUGAUUUCCCUCCAAAUCUCUCUCGCUUGUCUUUGAAAGGCACAUUCUUCAGGAAUGACCCAAUGCCAGUACUGGAGAAGUUGGGACAGCUGUCGUUCCUCAAAAUCGAAGUUGCAUAUGAGGGACCACAGCAUAUGGUCAUUUCUAGGCAUGGGUUUCACCAAUUGAAAUUCCUUGAGCUCAACAACCUGUAUGGUUUGGAUGAAAUAAAGGUGGAGGAAGGUGCAUUGCCACAGCUCCAGCGCCUGAGAAUCAGGGACUGCCCCGAUUUAGCAAAGUUGCCGGAAGAGCUGAAGCACAUAACUAGUCUUGAUGCGCUUGAGCUUGUGUCCAUGCCAGAACAUUUCAUCAGUAGGCUUGAUGCGGACACGGUAUCCGGUGUCCCUAACCUCAGAAUAUUUUGACUCGCAGAAGGAAAGAAGUUGGUAUUUGUAUUUCGCGCAUAGAAUGGAAGGUAUGUCGUGUAGUGAUUAAUAAAAUUAUUUCAAGUUUUUAUCAAAAUACAUAAAUAAAAAGAAUGUUUCCGUA
This is a messenger RNA of Coffea arabica (coffee), 2925 nucleotides long. The record is from RefSeq and is a predicted model, not a curated record. NCBI's taxonomy places the organism in Eukaryota, Viridiplantae, Streptophyta, Magnoliopsida, Gentianales, Rubiaceae.